AUGACCUCUUCUAAUGCGGUCAGUCAAGAGCAGGAACCUCUUUUGGCCCGGGGAGACAUAGUCCGGGAUGGCACAGGCACGGUACAAUCGCAGGCCCCGUCGCACCACGUCCCUGUUCUUGUGUUUGGGUACAUUUCCAUGUUCUUCUUGACGCUGUAUCCUAGUAUUUUCCACACGGCCCUGACUCAGACCAUGGAGGGAAAUAUCUGCCAGAUCCUCCACCCUAACGUCACGAACCCAGUCGCGGACCUGCGCUGCAAGGACGCAGAGGUGCAGGCCGAGCUGUCGCUGGUGUUGGGUUUGGAGAGCACCUUUGGUCUGCUGCCGACACUACUGUUCAGUAUUCCCUACGGAAUGGCUGCUGACGUCUAUGGCCGCAAGCCCAUUGUCAUCCUAUCGGCAAUUGGAGGUACCCUGUAUAAUCUGACCGCAAUGAUCGUCUGCCGCUUUCCUAAUAUAUUUCCGUCACGGCUUCUUUGGGCCGUGCCUCUCACGUCAGUUGUUGGCGGUGGCUCGGCCAUUGCCUUGACAAUCCUGUAUGCCAUGGCGAAUGAUGUCGUGUCCAAAUCACAGAGAUCCAUGACGUUUUUGCUUUUAACAACCUCGCGCCUCGUCGCUGUCCUCGUUAGUGGACCAAUCACCUACGCCACUCUCUCUCGGGGGCAAUGGCUCACGUUUGUUGUAUCGCUGCUUGUCCAGUUCCUUGGGCUCUUGACGUCGCUUCUACUACCUGAGACGCUAACGCUGUGCAACGAUGAAGCGAUUAGCCGCCAAAAGACGGCCAGGUCAUUUGUAUCCGUGAUUCGCACAAGAACCAAAUCUUUGGUGACGGAAGCUCUACCGCCAUUAAAGGGCGUGAUAUGGGGCAAUAGAAAACUGUGUCUGCUUUUCUCGAGCAUGUUUUUUGCGCACACAAGCAAAACGAUGGCUGCGUCAAUGUACGCGCAGUAUGCUACGAAGCGUUACGGUAUAUCCUGGGGAGAGGCCGACCUGAUCAUUUCUCUUCGGAGCUUCGUAAUGCUGGGUUUAUUUCUAUGUAUUCUUCCGCUCACAAACUACCUUGUCCUCAGAGCUGGAAUAAUGCCAAUUCGACAAGACUCGUGGACGGCACGAAUAGGCAUCACGCUCAUCAUAGUCUCUUCCUGGAUUACUGGCUCGGCAGAGACGCUGCCCGUGUUUAUUGUGGCCAUUGUACUUUCUGCCUUUAGCCUUUGUUUGGAGCCGGCAAUGCGCAGUCUCAUUGUUUAUUCGGCCAGAAAUGCAGGCACCGGCAUGGUUUUCUCCGUCAUGGAGCUGCUUCAAGCCCUGGGUUUCAUAGCCUCUGGUCCUAUUGUUGCCUCGAGCUUCCGGCUAGGCCUGCAUUGGGGCGGGCAGUGGCUAGGGCUACCCUUGUUGAUGGCAUCUUGCAUGGCGAUGCCUGGCGCUGUGAUUAUAUGUGCUCUGAGAAUUGAAGAGACUGAAGACGAGGAGGAGGAAGUAGCUUAG
Messenger RNA from Metarhizium robertsii ARSEF 23, 1485 nucleotides. RefSeq names its product Major facilitator superfamily domain, general substrate transporter. Gene Ontology annotation, molecular function: transmembrane transporter activity. Gene Ontology annotation, biological process: transmembrane transport. The transcript has 4 exons. The record is from RefSeq and is a predicted model, not a curated record. Bases 1 to 1485 code for a protein of 494 amino acids. Lineage: Eukaryota; Fungi; Ascomycota; Sordariomycetes; Hypocreales; Clavicipitaceae. Gene Ontology annotation, cellular component: membrane.